AUGUCAUGCGAUAACGAUCAAAAUCACGACAUGGCUUCAUCUGCCGAAACAUCACCCCAGACACCUAGAACAUCACUAAGUCCACCAUUGAGAGAGAUCUCAAUGUCUCUCUCUUUGACUCACUCGAGGUCCAGCUCUCGAGCCAGUCACGACAGUCCAGUAUCACAACUGAGAAGUCUCGGAUCAUUGCUUACAGCUUCUACACCACGCAGCCCAAGUAGAAAUGAUCGGAACGACCUGCAUCCAUCAGAAGUGAACAAGUCAACCCAAAUCCCUCAUGCGCCAUCACAAAGAAUGCCAUCUUUGCAUCGUCCACCACCCUCGUUACCUCGUGUCAAUACAUGUCCAGCAUUUAUUAUGCCUAGUGGAGGUUCUUCUACUACCAGCGUGAACGGCCUAGGUACUGGAUUUGGUCUGGAAGCGUUCAAACUUAGUUCGCCACCUACUCGACAUCCUCAACCAAAUCACCGCACCACGCCUUCCCUUCCCGAAAGAUCCUUCUGGAUCCCGUCGAGUGAGCCAAAUGUACAAAGACCUCAACAUCAACGCUUGACUUCACUUCCCUCUCUACAAAUAGGUCAUAGAGAUAAAAUCCAUCCUACGCCGGAUUCACUCACCUACCAACGAGGUCUUCCAGCAUCAGCAAUCACACCUUUGGCUCAUACCCGUCAACCAUCCGACGAAGGUCGAGAGCAGAUGUUACAGCGUUCUGCGGCACAUGUCCGACAUCCUUCUGCAGGCCACCCGAUACCUAUCCAAAAUCAUACCCAUCAUAUGACGCACAGACGACACCCAUCCAGUGGAGACGCUGCUGCCUUUCGUUCCGUUCCUUACUCUAUCCAUCUUCCUGCAUGGGCAGCACCGCCACCACCACCCAAUCUACCAGCUCAUGCGGCACCGAGUAAUAUCACCGCUAGACCUCAAGGAAUGGGCAGGCCAAGACUUCAAAUUCAUCCUUAUGCUCCUCCACGAGGAGAUCCGAGAUACUACUCUGCUGGUGGACUGGGCAUUCAUACGCAUAUCAACCCAGGUCUAUCGCAUGUCCCAACCUACGGGGGAGAGAGGAUUUUCAUGAGUCCAUCAAGUGGGAUCAGUCCGGGAGACUACUUCAAGGCUCCAAGAAAGAGAGCCGAUGAUUCCCAGCUCACGAUCCUCAAUGAAGUGUUCGACAGAACGGCUUAUCCGUCGACUGACGAAAGAGAUAGCUUAGCAAGAAGAUUGGGUAUGACGUCUCGCAGCGUUCAGAUAUGGUUCCAAAAUCGUCGUCGGGCUGUCAAGGUCGAUUCCCAAUCUGCCAUACAGCGAGCAGAAGCUGCGGCCGAGACUCAAAUAAUGAUCAGAGGUCCCGUACCAAUUAUCUCAAAGCCCUACCCCAUCCACCCAAAUCAUAGGCAUGAAAGGGAGGAACGGGAAGAAGAAUGGCGAUUUGGUUCCGAUCAACAUCCAUACAGGAGAGACCUCGAUGUCCAGAUUGACCCACGAGUUGCUACUCAAUCAAACAUGGCCUUAUCUGAGAGGAUCCAAGUACAGAGUAUGGUCAAAAAGGAGAUAUUGUCUCCCUGA
Kwoniella shivajii is the source of this 1563-nucleotide messenger RNA. RefSeq lists its product as uncharacterized. Gene Ontology annotation, molecular function: RNA polymerase II cis-regulatory region sequence-specific DNA binding; DNA-binding transcription factor activity, RNA polymerase II-specific. The coding region runs from base 1 to 1563 and encodes 520 amino acids. The record is from RefSeq and is a predicted model, not a curated record. Lineage: Eukaryota; Fungi; Basidiomycota; Tremellomycetes; Tremellales; Cryptococcaceae. The transcript is spliced from 4 exons. Gene Ontology annotation, biological process: regulation of transcription by RNA polymerase II; cell differentiation.